AUGUACGAUCGUCUUGUGCCUUGGUAUCGCACGGCUGGAGUGGCCUCGAUUAUUAGCUCCUGUCUUGGAGCCUAUUGUAUCAUAAAGAAGUCAACAAAAGAAAUGAAAAAUUAUAAAUGGUGUCUGUUCAACAUUUUGAAUUCUCAUUCCUCACGAUCAACCCAAUCUAUUGAUCUGUGCGAGUAUUUCGGAUUUGGUUGUCGCAUUCUGGAUACAACCGCUCUCCUUUUUUCCGCUUGUGGGCGGUGUGGGACGAGCAAGUGCUAUUUUAAUGGUAAACUUUUGUAUGGCUUCCAUUCAAAUUGGCUUCCUCUAUCGUUUGAUGGUGCUCUACGAGAAUUGUUGGCCGAUCAGACGAGGCAGAAAUUUGAUUGUGACUGUGACUCCGGUUCUCUUCGAGGCUACGAUUGGAGUUAUUAUGUUUUCGCCUAUCAUGUACUCAACUGGCAUGAGACACUCGACCACGAUUUUAAUCUUUUCCUGCUUGAUAACUGGAUAAACCCGAAUUUUUUUUGGUGUCAAUUGUAUUGGGCGAUAUCCGGCGUUACCUACAUGUUCGUAAAUAUUAUGGUCAUUUGGUGGGCAUUUGAAAGGUUGAAACGAUCGAGAAACUUGCUGAACGAUAGCGCGAGAAAGCGCCACUUCUUUGCCAUUGUCGCUCUGAUUAUACAAGCAAUUGUACCUCUAGUUGGCUACGUGAUUCCACUGUACAUUUUUUCCAUUCUUGCUCAAACCCGUCUCGAACGGAAUCUUCAGGAGCCCACUUCGGUUUUCGUUGUUAUGCUUUCAACGCACGGCGCAUUGAAUGCAUUGGUGAUGAUGAUGGUAACAAAACCGUAUCGACGAUUUCUCGUCGCAAAUCUAAAAAGAGUCGCACUUUGCAAAGCGGAUGGAAGAAUCUAUGGAGCAUCGAGCGGUCAGCUGUGGAGUGAA
Messenger RNA from Mesorhabditis belari, 933 nucleotides. The record is from the annotation of a GenBank genome assembly. NCBI's taxonomy places the organism in Eukaryota, Metazoa, Nematoda, Chromadorea, Rhabditida, Rhabditidae.